Lates calcarifer (barramundi perch) is the source of this 4256-nucleotide messenger RNA. It is a transcript of the gene cep126, whose product is annotated as centrosomal protein 126. Gene Ontology annotation, biological process: mitotic spindle organization; cytoplasmic microtubule organization; non-motile cilium assembly. Gene Ontology annotation, cellular component: midbody; ciliary base; centrosome. The coding region runs from base 461 to 3559 and encodes 1032 amino acids. The record is from RefSeq and is a predicted model, not a curated record. NCBI's taxonomy places the organism in Eukaryota, Metazoa, Chordata, Actinopteri, Centropomidae. The transcript has 11 exons.
UUUGUUUAGCUCUUUGCUUUCAUCUACUCCUUUGUUGUCAUGCAUAACCACACUUCCAGGUGCACCUGAAAGCAGCAUGUAGAGAAACCCGAGCCCUCUGCUGGACGUGGUGGGUAUAAUCACCACGGUCCCCGUUGUCAAGAAACUGCGUCCCUGGUUGCUAUCAUGGAGGGACUGUACACAGACAGGCUCAAGUGAAACAGCGAGAAAACUGUCAACUCAGACGGAGUAUUUUGUUCUGAGUUUUUUUGAACGGCUAUUAUCCUUCGGGACAAGAAGUUGCUGUGAAUAUUUCCUGUGCAAGUUUAUCUUCGCCCUGAACAUGUUUGAAUGAGUUAGCACGGAGUACCGCUUACGUUAGCUAAAAGGACCCACCAAGCCAAGUUAGCAGCUAAGAGCUCUGCUGGGAGCUGAACCUGCAUGUCUGCCCGGUGUGAGCAAGGAUCAGUAACCUCGGAGGAUGCAAGUUCUUCGGGACAACUUCUUUUACCACUCAAACUCGAGGCUUGGAGCUGAUGGAGGCCUUGAAAAUGAGAGACAACUCUUGGUUGAGGAGCAGAAGUUAUGCAAAGCUCGAGCCCGCAAGUUUUCAUUGGAAACCACCCGACGCAGGAAGGCUCUGGAGGAAAGACGGAAGCAGUGGGAUGUGCAGGAACAGCGGCUGAGAGAGAACAUCCUACAGCAACGCAGACAGCGAGAACAGGAUGCAACUGAGCGCUUCCAAAGAGCCCAUCUACCUCCCUCUCAGAGACGUAGACAAUCUUUUAGAAGAAAUGUCCCAAAUAUUGAAGAUGCGCUCAAUCAGCUUCAAGGCACCUUGAGUUCUUACACCGAGCAGUCCUCCUUCUUGUCCAGCGCCUCUAACAUUACCAGAAGCUGCACUCCAUCUCCGAAGCCUCCCACAGUUUCUAAAUCCUCCCACCGCCAAGCACUCUCUGCUGUUGAGGCCUACACUAAACUACUUCAGGAACAGAGCAUGACUUGCUUCAAAAGCAGUCAAGAAACUGAAAAGACACAAGAGAAGCAACAAGAUCACAGUCCACAGGACAGCCACCUGUCUGAUAGCUGUAAUUCUGAAAGCCCUUCAAGUAAGGACAGUUUGGAAAAUGAGGAACCCAACCACAGCACAAAGAAUCUACAGUGUUCCUAUUCAUCAUUCUUGCUUGACUCAGAGAAGCCCCAUCGAAACCCGAGCAAGCAAAAUGAUUUGUUUCCAGCAACAGACCUAACUUUAUCAGCAAUGUUGCUUCUUGAUGAUAACUUGACCCAAUCACAAAAACAGCAUGAGUCUAAGCAGAAAAAGCAAGAAGACUCUGAAGGGCCUAACAAUAAUCACAUUUCUAAACCUUCUUGGGGGUUCACAUCUGAGCAAACACCUAAAACAGAGACCCAACCUGCUCUGCACAACUGUAACUUAUUAACUUUGUGUGAAAUUAUUAGUGCAGACCGAGAACACUUUGAGGUUAACCCCCCACAAAACAGUCCCAGUGACAACAUCAGUGUUAGAAAUGGAGUUACUCCUGACAACAGAGCACUUGAAUCUUCAUGUCCAAAACAAGAGGCUCUGCUGGAUCUCAGACAGUGGGGAGUUCAUGAUGACAGACAGUUAAAGCAUCCAUCAGCUACAGAAAUUCUUUUGCCUGCCAAAAAUGGCAACAGCAAAGACAUUUUGUUUGGUGCCCCCCCAAAGCCAAACAUUCUCUUGAAUGAUAGCACAACAGAUAAUGCCUCACAAGAAGGAACUCUUAAGAAAAUCUGCAGAGAAAGCUGCUAUCUGUCAUCUCAGAAAGAGCCUAGUUCUUCCACAAACAACCUCAAUAAGAUUUCAAACUCAGAGCCCACAACAGAGAAGCCCAUUAAUACAGCGUUGCUGCAAUGUGCAGGCCUGUCUAACAUUCAGUCAGAUACUCUUAAAUGCCUUGAGUGUCCUGAGGAGGAAGUACAAAAGUUGCCUGUUUCAGUGGGGACAUCUCAUUCAGUAUGUGAAGUCAGAUUCAUUAAAGGAAUUCUUAAAAAGCAGUCCAAAUAUAUGUCAGGAGAUGCUACUUGUGUGUAUGGCUCAGGGCAUUUGAUUUUUGCAAAACAGGUAGCUUUAGCAAUCAGAGAUAGUGUUGAAUUGACAAGGACGAAGACUAAAGACAUGGAGAGCAACACCAUCAAGAAGAAGCUGCGUUGGUUUGAUGAAGUACAUGUGGAAAAAGAGGACAAAGAACAGAGCAUAAUGAAACAGAUGAAAGGCAUGGCUUCCAAUCUUUCUCAGUCAAAGAAAAAUCCAGUAGACCACCAGCUAAGUCUCACUACAGUCUCAGGGGCUUCCAAGCCUGGACCCAGCAUGACCCUUCCAGCUUCCACUGGUUAUCACUUUACAAAGCAAGCGUGGGCAGAUGUUGGGGUUCAAGUGAGCUUACCCCAGGAACGAGCAGACGAGGUCAAGGUGCCACGGAGCAGCACCAGGACUAGUGGCCCCAAGGUCCCUCGGAGAGAGCGCUCUGCCAGAGUUGGAGCGGGUCCUGUUUCCUCACGGACUAGAAAGGGCACUGUUAUACGACCUCAAUCUGCCACAGAGGUGAAUCAGAUUGCCAAAACCCAAGGGAAGAUCAUCGUGCCCCGCCCACCUCCUCGGAUAGAAUCUGUGGAAGAAAAGAUGGCUUAUAUCACUAAGACUCCAUAUGGUAUGGAUCAUGCUAGUGUCAACUGUAAACAAGCUCUGGUUCUAGAGCAGGCCCUGCACAAGGACACCUCAGGAGGCUUUUUCUCACCAUACACGCAUCAUCUAAUCAGAACAGAUAGUACUGUUAUGUACACACCACUGCCACCCUCUUAUACAUGCCCCAUCUCAGAGGGCAACACCAAUGGCACGCCCAGCUCAGGUCAUCAGGAAACUCAGGGCUCCAGUAGAAGGAGAGGGAUGGUGUUCAGUGAAAAAGGCCUCUGUUUAGAUUGCACUCCCACAGAUGAGGAGAUCUCACAGCUCUGGCACGGUGUCCGCAGUGCCUUAGCCACCAAGGACGCAAAAUCCAUGUUUAGAAGACAGGCCCUGGAGAGUGGGAGGGCUGGGAGGAAACCCUGUGUAGAGCAGAGUAGACAGUCUCCUGGCUCAGGGAACAGAAGGCUUCCUCAGCCCUCUCAGCCAACAAAACAGUCCACAGAGCCAGUCAGAAUGCUUUCCAGUACUUAUGGCGUGGCUUUUACAGAUGAAGGACUGGAGAGUGCAGCCCAGUUACACCUGGCUGAAGUACAUACCAAAGGCCCUUUGGAAGAAAGAGACAUUGUAGUUGCCAUGAAAACAGCCCAAACACAGAGUGCAGGAGCAGCGCAGCAGCGCAGCCAACAGCAGGGACUCACCAACAUUUCCUUGGAAGAGCAGAAAAUCCUACUCUCUCUGGAUAGACUUAACCACCAGUUGCACUGUGUGCAGGAACACACUGGGAGUAAUACUGGCAACCGAGUCCUCACACUCAUUGAUGCACCCUCUACAAAGGAAACAAAAGCCACAAACCACCACAAGAACCGUGCAUCCUCAGCUAACAACUGUGCUCGAUAUCAGAAGAAAUUCUGACUAAAAGCAUGUUAGGUCUACUGUGGUCUUCACUCCCAUCAGUGCAUUAUACCUUGUGUUAUACUGUGUAACCAACCAUUUAGUCUCCUUUAAAACUAAAUGUGCCUACUGGGGUAUCUUAAGGAUCUAAGAAACCUGCCACAAUGGACUGUAGAGAUAAUAACAGCAAAAUUAGACCAAUAUAAAUUUUCAAGUUGGUGUGUUGAAAUUAGUUUUGUAUUUUCACCAUCUGCUUAGGCAAAAAAAGUACUUUAGCUUUUGUUAAGCCACUUACUCUUGAGCAUUCAAAUUCUAAGUGCCUAUGAAAAUGAUACUGGCUUUAAUUUGUUUUAUUUCAUAAAUGCAAAUAGGCCCUUCUUUAAAUUGACACAUGACUAGAAUUGACUGCAAAAUAUACACUGUAAAUUUGUAUAUAAUUGAUAUUUAUUUUUCGAAGCUUAUUCUGUAUUUAUUUUAUAUAGUAAAACUAUAAUUUGAUGGAAACUAUUUUGGGAUUGGCAGUGAACUGAAUAAAGCUUGUUGUCAAUGUGCUGAUAAACUGACUGGGUGCUGUUUGUUUGGCACUAUCACUAUUUCCUCAGUCAUGAAUAGCACAGUCAAUAAAUGGACUGAGGACCGGAAAUGGUUUAUAAAGAGAAGUGUUGCAACACUGAAGGUGUGUUUCUCUUCCUUUGACGGCUUUAGAAAGGACAAAUUG